CAAGAAGAAGAAAGAGCUCACGUGUGAUGUGUUUGUGUAUCCUCAGUGUUUUUCUCUCUUGAGUGUUUUAUUGAGUGUAAACAGAGUCUUGUCUCUGUAUAUUUUAGUGUUGAUGAUGGAUGUGAUGUGUUGUAAAUCAGUAGGAACUGAUCUGUCCAUGCUGGAUAUUGAUGAUUUCAUCACAGAAAUCUCUCAGCUGAAGAAAGAGGUGGCGUUACUGGAGACAAAGCUGAGGUUAAGAGGAGAUGAAGGACUGAAGAGAGAGGACUCCGAGCUCAGUCUGACUUUACUCUGUUAUACUGAGUCAAAGCCCACAGACGCUCAGGACACUACAGUGUGUGACAGUAAUCAGGGCUUACAGGAUGAGGAAUCUACUGAUCAAACCUCCACAGAGUCUCUGGAUUCUGUCUGUAACGCUGGAGAACAGCAGCAGAUCCUGCAGACCAAACUCAAGAUGUGUUCAGUCAAACUCAUCGACUGCAGGGACCUAAUGAUGAAGAUGCGAAGAGAAACCACAGAGGAAGAUCACACUGAUGAAGAUUGUUUUAUUUCUUCAGAUGAGAAGAGUGAUUCAUGUUGUGAUGAAGAAAUAACAUCGUCAACAUCCAAGGAGCGACUGACAGCACAAACUCAGGAGAAAAAACUUAAUUCAGAAGAGAACAGAGAGAAGAAGAUGAUGAUGACAAAGAAGAAGCCGUUUCACUGUCAGCAGUGUGGGAAGAAUUAUUUUGCAACAACAUCUAAUAUAAAUGCUCACAUGAGGACACACAGUGAAAAGUCUUUCCCCUGCACUGAAUGUGACAAAUAUUUCAAAACCAAAGGAAAUCUUGUACUUCAUCAAAGAAUUCACACAGGAGAAAAACCAUACGAGUGUCCUCACUGUGAGAAGAGAUUCAACCACAAACCUCAUCUGAAGAAUCACUUGCGUUCACACACCAAUGAGAGACCGCAUCAGUGCAGUGAAUGUGGAAAAACAUUUAGGGAUUCAGGCUCUUUAAAAUCACAUCAAAAAACACACUCUGGGGAGAAAUCCUACCAAUGUUCACACUGUGAUAAACGUUUCAUUCAUAAAUCUCAUCUGCUAUGUCAUGAGAUGAUUCACACUGGAGAGAAACCUUACGUCUGCCCUCACUGUGGAAAGAGCUUUUCUGAUCCUUCUCAUUUCAGAGUUCAUAAGAAAAUUCACACUGGAGAGAAACCUCAUCACUGUAAUGUCUGUGGGAAGAAUUUUAAGCGACGUGAACAUUUAGUGGCACACCAGAUAACUCAUACAGGUGAAAAACUUUACAAAUGCUCUCAGUGUGAGAAGACGUUUGUUCGACCAGAUGUCCUGAGAAUCCAUCAGAGAGUUCACACUGGAGAGAAACCUUACAACUGCUUGAUCAGUGGAGAGAGAUUUGCUUAUUUAGGAGGUUUUUACACUCACAAGAAGAAACAUACUGAAGAACAAACACUUAAAUGAACAUAGCUUUAAAUGGAAACAAGUAUUUGUUAAUGUUGUUUAAGUGAAAACAAGUCAAGUGAACUUAAAUGCAAAUAAUUUUGUGUGAAAUGAAGUGGAUGUAGUUGUGUGUUAUGCUCUCAAAAAAGCUCAUUGGCAUUGAUCCAAUCAUGGACAGUGGUUCCACAUGAUUGGCCCAUGUUUCUUAACAUGAAAUGAACAUGUAAGCUCUACUCAAUUACGUUUACUUAAAAUAAAAACCAAAUACUUCAUGUAGACACAACAUGAUUGAAUCACAUAAA
Messenger RNA from Paramisgurnus dabryanus, 1743 nucleotides. NCBI's taxonomy places the organism in Eukaryota, Metazoa, Chordata, Actinopteri, Cypriniformes, Cobitidae. The record is from RefSeq and is a predicted model, not a curated record.